AUGAAGGAGGCAAUCGUUCACCCAGACGGUAAGGUAGAGAUUACCGAGUCUCCUAUCCCAUCUCCAGGGCCGGACCAAGUUGUCAUCAAAGUGAUCUAUUCCGGUUCCAAUCCCAAAGACUGGAAAUUGCCUAAAUGGGGAGGCCAGGCUCAUAACAGCGGUGAUGACGUUGCUGGAACUAUUCACGCUGUCGGCUCUAAUGUUUAUGAGUUCAAACUUGGAGAUAGGGUCGCAGCUUUCCAUCAAAUGAAAGAAGCUCACGGCGGUUUCGCCGAGUACGCAGUCGCAUGGAGCCAUACUACUUUUCCCAUCCCAAAGAAGACCAGCUUUGAAGAAGCUUCCACCAUACCUCUGGCUGUGAUGACAGCCGCACACGCCCUUUAUUAUCGACUGCGAUUGCCAACGCCAUGGGAACCCACAAUGACCCCUUCCCCUUUGCUUAUCUACGGUGGAUCGACAGCUGUCGGCGCCUUCGCUAUAAAGUUAGCCUCUCUGGCCAAUAUCCAUCCCAUCAUAAGUGUCGCUGGGGCUGGAGCUGCUUAUGUCGAGACUAUCAUCGACCGCACGAAGGGUGACAAGAUAAUCGACUACAGAGCAGGCGAUGCGAAGUUGGUGGAGCGCCUGAAGAAAGCCCUGGGAGGGAAGAAGCUAGAGUAUGCAUUCGAUGCUGUGAGCGAAAAAGGAAGUUACCAGAACAUUGUUGAAGUUCUGGAGCCGAACGGGAAUCUGACUCUAGUCUUACCGCCCAGUCAACGGGAACAAAUCCCCGCUUCGGUGAACUUAUCUCAGGCCAUGGUCGGACUUGUACACCGAGCUGUUGAUCCGGAGAGUGUUGAAGGUAAAGCAGGUAUAAAGACUGGAGUGAAGGACUUUGGUUUCAUGCUCUACAGGUUGAUUGGGCGUGGGCUGCAAGAGGGUUGGUUUUCAGGUCACCCGUACCAAAGAGUACCGGGAGGUUUAUAUGGACUUGAGAGCGGCCUUCAGGACCUCAAAGAUGGGAAGGCCAGCGCCUUCAAGUACAUAUAUCAUAUUCCUGAUACUACUGGUGUUGGCGCAGUAUAA
Molecule: messenger RNA, 1062 nt
Organism: Fusarium odoratissimum NRRL 54006
Lineage: Eukaryota; Fungi; Ascomycota; Sordariomycetes; Hypocreales; Nectriaceae
Exons: 2
Coding region: 1-1062 (353 amino acids)
Molecular function (GO): oxidoreductase activity, acting on NAD(P)H
Source: RefSeq, a predicted model, not a curated record